Planococcus citri (citrus mealybug) is the source of this 4025-nucleotide messenger RNA. RefSeq lists its product as uncharacterized. The record is from RefSeq and is a predicted model, not a curated record. Bases 456 to 2192 code for a protein of 578 amino acids. Lineage: Eukaryota; Metazoa; Arthropoda; Insecta; Hemiptera; Pseudococcidae. The transcript is spliced from 6 exons.
GUUAUUAAUUGACUUUUAUCGAUUCUAUAUAGUUUCUUUUAACAUUUUAUCGAACGUUUCGAACUCCAAGUGUCUUAAACUGUCUCGCAACAAGUGUUUCAUGAUCCUCUACUUCGACGGAUUCUAGAGCCACAUGGUGUCAUCCAAAGGAUUAUUUUCGAACUAAGAAGCUAUCGUUGGAAGCUUAUAGCUUGAAGAUUCAACUCGUAUUUCGUAUCGAUAUUGGCUUCGUUUCUAUUCAAGGAUAAAGAAUGAUGCCGCAAAAAUAGCUCCUUAAGUUGUGCCCGAAUUUAUGUACAUCGGAUCUGAAUAUUAUUGAUUUACGUUUUCGUCCGGUUUGCUGCUUGUCUCCAGAACGUUAUACGACGGAGUUUAGCGCUGAUUUAUCAUCGAGUUUCCUUCAUCUUGGCGACGCGACGACGGUUCCAGACCCUCUGCUCGUCUUCUGAACUACUAUGGAGAUCGAGGAAAUCGUUUGCGAAGCUUGUCACGAAUCAAUCUUGCGUCCGGGUCCGUUGCAUACUGCCGCAGCCGAUACCAAAUCCACCGAUGGUCCGUUGUAUGUGACGUGCGGUCACCUGUAUCAUCAGAAGUGUGGAUAUAAGCUGUGCAAAGAAUCCACCAUUGUAAACGAGUACAACAUUAGGGUAGCGCAAUGCAAGCACCCUGGAUGCACUAAACGCUUCGGGGAAAAUCAGUUUUCCCUCAUCGAGUUCACGACCCGACCGCAAUGUACAACUCAGCCGCCGGCAGAUUCGCAGGUGACGUUGCUUCAAGUUCAGAAUCAGCUCAGAGUAGCAACCGAUAUGAGUUCCAGGGUAACGAAAAAGGCGGUCGAUUUGGCCAACGAAGUGAACACGUUGAAAGCUCGAAAUAAACAACUCGAAGUCGAGCUGAAAUCCAGCGAAAGUAGAUACAGCAUGUUGAUGGAUCAACGUGUCGCGACUUUGUUGGAUACAAAUACCGGACCUGAUGAGAUUACUACGCCGAUGAUGCAUCGUCAAACGGUACCGUCGUCGUCUCCGAAGCAGCAGCAGCAGCAGCGGCUGCAGCAACAACAACAACAGCAGCAGCAACCUAUUGGACGACAACAACAGUCGCCACAACAAACAAUCGCCUCUGACGCUGGAAAAGUAAACGAACCUAAACAUCAAUCGCAGUUACAUCGAGUAAAUCCGGAGCAGAGCCCUCAAGUACCAUACUCGAAUACGAGUCAAAAAUCCAGCCGUCGUAGCGAAUUGUCCGACAACGACGGAAGCGUAUCUACAAACGGAGGCUCGAGAUCGUCGAAAAUAUAUAAACCAACGUACCAGCAAACAGCCCAUUCCGCUGCUCAACCUAGGAAAAAACGUAAUACAGGCGUUGAAGAGGAAAAUUCCCACUACGAAUACUCGAGACGCUUCGGCACGAAAUCCUACGAGCUACGUCCGUGGUAUCCGACGAAUUUCUAUCCCGAAUAUUACACAGUAGCUGCUCGCCAAACGAUGAAAAACGUGUACAAAAAGGUGAUUUUCGCUUAUAAUAUUUUGAUCAUAGGCGACGGACACGCGAAUGGCAUCGCCGAAUUCAUACUAAGUGGUAGGAAUUUUCAAAACGACAUCGAUACAGAUAUUUACCGACGUAAUAUGUCAAUCAAAAACCUAAUCGAGACGCUCAAAGGACUGAACAGGAUACCCGAACGUAUAAUGAUUUCGAUUGGAAAUUUCGACGUGGCUCAAAAAAUGCCACGAACCAUAUUCUACGACCACAUGGUGGAGCUGGCGCAAUUGUUGUCGUAUCACAAAGUUAAAGAACUUUUCUUCCUUCCUCUCAUCAAAUAUCCGCCGCCUCAGAACGAAGAAGCUUACGAGGCUAUUUCGGCAGUUUUUGAUAACGACUGGGGACAACCAAGCCAUGCGAAAUAUGUUCCUGCCGUACCUGCGUUCGGAGAUUUGGAUAAUUAUACGCCAUCGGUUGACAAAUUCGGUCCAUUUUACGCGAAGGAGCAAUACGCCAGUUCGGUAAACAAGCUUCGCGAAUUGUACGUACCGAUUCCGGCUAGAGUACAGGUUAAAUACAACGUGCCAAUGCCUCCGCCGGAGAAUGUUCCGCAGCUAGCUUACAAACAUUGUAGUGUCGGGAAGCUGGAGCCAGUAAACGGUGCGAGAACCCUUUCAAGCCCAAAAGCAUCGACCGGUCGAAAGAAAUGGUGAACAGGUGGUCCUAAAUGAACGAAGGAAAAAGGAAAAAAAUUGUACCUUUUUCAUUACUUUUUCAAUUAUGGUCCAAAAGCAAGACUUUUGACGAGUGAAAAAUUUGUUUUAAAUGUGACAGUUUAUGUAUAGUUCGGUACAUGAGAAUUAGGAAUAAUUAUACCCCCCCCUCUCCUUCCCUCCGAUCCUCUGCAACAAAUUUUUUCUUCAAGGGAAUAUCCUAAGGAACAUUGUGAAGCAUACUUGCCAAAACAAGAUUGGCCCUACUAACAAAACGACGGCCAUUUUGAUUGAUAGCCCAGCUGAAAUCGCAAAUUUUGCUUUCCAGCAUAAGACCGCACGAAGUUUCUCGAACUUGCAAAAAUUCGUCAUCACGAAGAAUUUCAAGUGCUGAAGCGCAUCCUUUGAUUUUUGGUGAAUUUUUAAAAAUCAAAUUUAUGUAAAAAAAAGUGAAAAAAAAAUCAAAAUUUGACCUAAUUGCCCCAGAGAACUGAAAUGUGUGAUAUACCCUAUUUUUGACCUGUCAAAUCGAUUGGAAAGUGUUUCAAACCGUUUUGAGCAGUUCUGGAGCCUCUAGUAGAUUUUUGAAACUUGAAAUUUCCUCUUAAUGAAGUUGGAAAUGCGAAAUAAUUCACUCUGCACUCCAACUUGAACGCGCUGUUGAGUUGACUGCUGGUAGAUUUCAACUUUCAAGUCUUUUUUCAGCCUCCAGCUACUUUUUGGGAAUUUCUGUACAGCGUGAAUUUCAGCUUUCCGAUCUCAUUUGGUAAAAUUUUGUGGAAAUUUCAAGUUUCAAAAAUCUGCUACAGGCUCCAGACUGCAUAAAAUUUCAAGAUUUUUGCAAAAUUGGCCAUAGUUUUUCAUUCUUUUAAAAAAAGUACUAUUGUAAAAAUUUGUUACGUACUGACCAAAAUUUUUAGGCUUUGAACCCCCCACCCCCACCCCUCCUGCCCCUUCAAUUUCCAAUUUUUGAAAUUUAUUGUAAAAAUAAAAUAAAAAAUAGAAUAAACUACUCAAAACAGUUUGAAACCGUUUUCAAUCGAUUUGGCAGGUCGAAAUAGGGUAUAUCAAAAAAUUUCAGCUUUCUAGGUCAAUUUGGUAAAAUUUUGAUUUUUUUCUCACUGUUAUCUUGAAUUGGACUUUCUAAAAUGCACUUCAGCGCUUCAAAUUUUGACUGAUGAUGAAUUUUUGUAUCCUCCUUCCUGAAACGCAGAAUCUGCGAGUUAGACUGGUCUGUUGAUCAAAAUGACCGUCUUUUCGUUAGUAGGGCCAACUUUUUUUUCAGCGAUUUUGUUUCAAAAUGUUCCUUAGGAUGUUCCCUUGAAGAAAAAAGUGGUCGCAGAGGAUUGGAGAGGGGAGUAUAAUUAUUCCUGUUGACUUUUUUUUUUUUUUUUUUUUUUUUUAAGGAAAAAAACAAUCGAAUAAAAACAUUUUAAAGACAAUUUUUGAUUUGAAAAAAAAAAGACUUUUAGUUAUUAAACAUUUUUUUAAAGUGUUCCAAUGAAAAGGGUUGGAGGUCGAGUCAAAAUUUAUCCGAGAGAAAAUACCUUUAGGUCAAAAUUUCUCGGCAAGCAAUGUUUUUUUGUAACAGAAAAUCAGAUCUUUAGUGAGAUUUUUUUCGACUAUGAAUUUUGAUUAUUCGUAUACUUAUUUUGAAAUGAAAUAUUUCGAGUGAUAGAACUAAAUUGGCUGGACUUCUCUGAAUUGGAAAUAUUUUUUAUUUUAUAUUUUUAAUGUUUUAUGAUUUUUUAUGCCACAGGCAUUUAACGUAAAUAAGAAGAUGAACUGUUGUUAUUUUCGUAGUUGAUUAUAAUUUUGUUUUUCAGUUGUUUA